UACUUUGAUGCUUAGUUGCACGAGGUAGCAUGCAGCUCGGAUUGGGUGGUGCACACAACAUUAACGUUCGCUCUGGAGAAUGAUUUGCUGUAUUUGUUAAUUCCUUAUGUUUAGUGUUCUGAGAUGUUAUAUAGGAAAGAUUUUUUAGUUGGAUCGUCAUCCAAUACCACAAUGGAAUCCCUGCAAGUUCCGAAUUGAGCCAUAUCAAUGCAAAGAGCGUUAAGUUGACAGCAGUCCAAGUCAACUUUCACCUCCUCAGUCACAUUAGAGAUAAAUUAUAGAGGACGGAAAUUGUAUUAAUUAUCCAGUCGUAUAAGGCGCAGAAUUAAUUGAAAUGGCUGACGAGGAAACCUAUAAAACAAUUCGGGUCGGCUCUAGGAAAAGUGAGUUAGCACUGAUUCAAACAAAAUAUGUUAUAAACUGUUUACAGAAGCUCUUUCCCAAUGUCUCGUACGAAAUACAUACAAUGACAACAGUUGGUGAUCGAGUACUGAACAAAUCUUUGCCGAAAAUCGGUGAGAAAUCCUUGUUUACUAAGGACUUAGAAGAUGCUUUACGCACUGGAGGCGUAGAUUUUGUCGUCCACUCGUUGAAAGAUCUACCGACGUCGUUGCCAACCGGGAUGGCCAUUGGUGCCGUACUAGAGCGUGAAGACCCUCGUGAUGCGCUGGUACUGAACGAAAAACAUCGAGGAAAAACUUUGACCACACUGCCGGCUGGUGCUGUUAUUGGCACCUCAUCUCUAAGAAGAUCAGCUCAAUUAGCAAGGACGUAUUCUCAUCUGAGCGUGUGUGACAUCCGUGGAAAUUUGAACACGCGCCUCGCAAAGUUGGAUGCGGAAAGCUCCAAAUUUGCAGGGAUUAUUUUGGCCCAAGCAGGCCUAUCAAGAAUGGGCUGGGAUAAGCGGAUUGAUCAAACAAUCGAGCCUACCGAAAUACUCUAUGCGGUGGGACAAGGAGCUUUAGCUGUUGAGUGUCGUUCCAAUGAUGAAUAUAUUCUUGAUAUGCUACACCAACUUUGUCACUUGGAGACUCAGUGUCGAAUUCUGGCUGAACGAAGCUUUUUAAAAACUUUGGGUGGAGGAUGCAGCGCACCGGUUGCUGUUUAUACAAGUUUGAAACGAAAACGGGAUUCAACAUUACUCAACAUAACUGGUGCUGUGUGGAGUCUGGAUGGUAAAACAGAGAUACGCGGGGAAGAUCGAUGUUCAUUUGAAUUGAAUAACGAUAAUGAAGUUGAUUCAGAGAACGGGAACACACUUCCUGUCAAAAAAUCUCGGGUUGAAGAGGAUGUUACCGACGAUGCUCUCACAGCAUGCUCGUUGGCUCAAAAAAAUGUUACUCAACAGCAACGUAAAAGUCCGGAAAUUGUAGAUGACUCUGAACCUGGAUGUUCACAAAUAAAAGAAAAACUCGAUUUCGACAAGUUUCUUGUUACCCACGGCGAAAUGUUCCAGAAGUGUCCUUUUUCGUCGGAAAAGGUAUAUCCAAUAGAAACAAAUGCAGUUAAGGAACAAGGGCAAGGAGAUGCGAAAAGUCUUACUAUCUGUCCUAGUAAUUCUUUUCCAGUUGGAGUUGAUUUUAUGGGCGACUGUCCAUAUGUCAGUACAGAACAAAAAGUAGAUAAAUCUGGUAGAGACGCAUUAAAAUGUCCGAUCAGUGGAAAGUGGGCUGGUGACAAACCAGCAGAACGAUCAUCACUUAAAGCAACAGGUCUGGAUAAAUGUCCAUUUUUAGUCCAACAAGCGAAGAUAUUUGAUUACAACGAAAAUCUUCAUCGCACUAUUGUGACUCCUACUUUGGAGGAUAGCAGUGAGAUACUUUUCUGUGGUAUGUUCCGUCACAAAAAUGUUCAACGGUCGAUUUUCGAAUCGGUUGAAAAGUUAGGGCAACGCUUAGCACAUUACCUGAUUUCGAAGGGUGCAUUGGAUAUAAUGAAAUGUGCUCAAAACGAAAUACACUCAAAGGUUUAGCAAUACUAUUUGUUCCUCAUUAGAUUAGAUGCAAGUUCCAUUGAAAAGGUGUUACGUUUGGUGGUGUAUGAAUUAUCAGGUGUUAGGGGACCAUUUUUGACAAUAAUUUGUGUAUUAGAAAAAUCUAUUUCUUUUUGAGAAUACAUCAUUGCUAUUAA
Molecule: messenger RNA, 2130 nt
Organism: Malaya genurostris
Lineage: Eukaryota; Metazoa; Arthropoda; Insecta; Diptera; Culicidae
Product: porphobilinogen deaminase
Exons: 3
Coding region: 335-1972 (545 amino acids)
Biological process (GO): heme biosynthetic process
Cellular component (GO): cytoplasm
Molecular function (GO): hydroxymethylbilane synthase activity
Source: RefSeq, a predicted model, not a curated record